GGAGCGAGUCAGAAAGGUGCUGUCACUUAUGUGAAUGAGGCCUCAAACACACACAAGCUGGAAGAGUGAGACAGCAGCCAGACGAUGGAAAGAAAGGGAGCUUGUUGACAAGCAGGAGAACAGAGAGCUUUCCCAUGGCUUGGUGGAACCCUCUGACCCGGAUCAGGGACGCCCUGACAGGUCAAAGGGUACGAGAGAAUGACCUUCGCCGCUUGGUAUCCAAUCUGCCUUAUGAAGGGCUGGGGAAGAAGAAGCAACCCAACCGCCACUUUCCCGGGAACUCUAUCAAGACCACCAAAUACACCCUCCUCUUCUUUAUACCCCUCAACCUCUUUGAGCAGUUUCACCGUCUGGCAAACAUCUACUUUGUGGGCCUGGCUAUCCUCAACUUUGUGCCCGUGGUGAACGCCUUUGAGCCCGAGGUGGCUCUUAUCCCCAUCUGUGUCAUUCUGUCCCUCACCGCCCUUAAAGACGCCUGGGAGGACUUCAGGAGGUACCAGUCGGACAAGAAGCUCAAUAACAUGCCGUGCUUCAUCUACAGCAGAAAAGACAAGCAAUUUGUGGAGCGGCGUUGGAAGGAUGCGCGCGUGGGUGACUUUGUGAAGGCGCUUUGCAACGAAAUCGUCCCUGCAGACCUACUGCUUCUGCACACAUCAGACCGCAAUGGGAUGUGCCACAUAGAGACGUCCAACCUGGAUGGCGAGACCAACCUCAAAGAGAGAAAGGUGGUUCCCGGACUCUGCGUCACGGAGCCCGACUUUGAACCUGAAAGUUUCAACAGUGUUGUGGUAUGCGAAAAGCCCAACAGCAAUCUGAAUUACUUCAAGUGUUAUGUGGAGAAACCAAAUGAAGAAAAAGUCGGCGCUGGAAUUGAGAGUCUGCUGCUUCGAGGUUGCACUGUUAGAAAUACCGACCAUGCUGUCGGCUUUGUGGUGUAUGCAGGCCAUGAAACAAAGGCAAUGCUGAACAACAAUGGGCCAAGAUACAAACGCAGCAAACUGGAGCGGAAACUGAACGUGGACGUCAUCUUUUGCGUCAUUCUACUCUUCGCCAUGUGUCUCGUUGGAGCACUAGGUCACUUCUUUUGGCGGCAGGCACUACCUGGCGUGCCCCCUUACCUAGUGCCCAAUAGCAACGGCCAAGUGGACAAUCCCAGUCUGUCCAGCUUCUACAUGUUCUUCAGCAUGAUCAUCCUUCUGCAGGUUCUGAUCCCAAUCUCCCUCUACGUUUCCAUUGAGCUGGUGAAGAUUGGCCAGAUCUUCUUUAUUACGCAAGACAUCGACCUGUACGAUGAGGAGACAGACAGCCGAAUACAGUGUAAAGCUCUGAACAUUACGGAGGACCUAGGACAGAUUGAGUACAUCUUCUCCGACAAGACGGGUACGCUCACUGAGAACAAGAUGGUGUUUCGACGUUGCUCCAUCAUGGGAACGGAGUACCCGCACAAAGAGAACGCCAUCCGCUUGGCUGUUAUUGAUGAGCCAGAAUCCGAAGAGGAGGUCAUCUAUACCCAGCAGCCACAACCCCCACAGAACGGAUGGUCUCUGGAUGCUGAGGCCAGCAGCCCCGAAGGCACUCAUCGCCACCAUGAAAGCAGACAAAAGAACAAGUUUGCGGGAAACGCCCAGAGCAACGUGGCCUUCAGCAGUCCACUGGAAACGGAGGUGAUUCCAGACAGGAAGCUGCUCGGGCAGGUCAGCGUAGCAGAGAGUACGAUUAGCAGAGGCAGUCAGAAGAUGGAUCCAUACCUAGACUUUUUUCUGGCUCUUGCCAUUUGCAACACGGUGGUGGUUUCCAUGGCAACAGCUCGGAGACAGAGGACGCAUAAAUAUCCAUCUUCCUUCCAGUCAACUAAUCCACUGGAUAAUUUCUCCAACCUCUUGACGAAAGCAAGCUCUCUUCGCAACGUAUUUGCACCCAAAAGGGACCGAUCCUUCUCAGAUGCCUCUUUUAAAGAGGACGACCGCUUUAACCCCUUUCCGAAAGAGGAUGGCUCGGACGUUUUUUCAUCACGUGGUCAGACGGUUGAAUCCAACAGCCGAAAUUAUGAGGCCGAAAGUCCAGACGAGCGGCUUUGGUGUAUGCCGCCAAAGCGUACGGUUUCAUUCUGCUUAGCCGCACCCCCGACAGCGUGACAGUGAGACUGCCGUCGGGUCAAGUCCUGGUCUUUGAGGUGCUGGACACGC
Molecule: messenger RNA, 2186 nt
Organism: Syngnathus acus (greater pipefish)
Lineage: Eukaryota; Metazoa; Chordata; Actinopteri; Syngnathiformes; Syngnathidae
Product: probable phospholipid-transporting ATPase VA
Exons: 10
Coding region: 135-2135 (666 amino acids)
Biological process (GO): phospholipid translocation
Cellular component (GO): plasma membrane
Molecular function (GO): ATPase-coupled intramembrane lipid carrier activity; magnesium ion binding; ATP binding
Source: RefSeq, a predicted model, not a curated record